Cucumis sativus (cucumber) is the source of this 2214-nucleotide messenger RNA. RefSeq names its product transcription factor PIF5. Gene Ontology annotation, biological process: regulation of DNA-templated transcription. The transcript is spliced from 9 exons. Lineage: Eukaryota; Viridiplantae; Streptophyta; Magnoliopsida; Cucurbitales; Cucurbitaceae. Gene Ontology annotation, molecular function: protein dimerization activity; DNA-binding transcription factor activity. The record is from RefSeq and is a predicted model, not a curated record. Bases 223 to 1875 code for a protein of 550 amino acids.
AGAUUGCACCCUCCAUGAGGUUGAAGAUGUAGAUUUUCCUCUUCAAGACAUUUUUUAUUUUAUUUUAUUAUUAUUAUUCUUAUAAUUUAUAAAUUAGCUUUUCCUCCAUGGAAAUUGAUCUUGAAGCUCACCUGUUGGUCCUACAAGAAAAUCACAGACGCAUUGACAAUUCGCCACCUGUCCUCCCGUGUAGCUCACUUGAGAUUCUGUGUCAAAGCAGCCAUGAAUUAUUGCUUUCCUGAUUGGAAUUUUGAGGGUGACAUUCCCCCAGCUAAGAAAUCAAUGGGACCUGAACAUGAUGAUCUUGUGGAACUUUUAUGGAGAAAUGGUCAAGUGGUCUUACAAAGCCAAAAAGCUAGAAAAUCAAGUUUAAUUGCUAAUGAAGUAAGGCAAUUUCAAAAACAGAAUCAACCACUUUACAGGAGUAAUGUGUCUUGUGGAAAUUCAAGCAAUUUGAUUCAAGAUGAUGAGACAGUCUCUUGGAUACAAGAUCCGCUUGAUGAUUCGUUCGAGAAGGAAUUUUGUUCCAAUUUCUUCUCCGAAUUACCACCUGCUGAUCCUAUUGAGAUUGUUAAGCAGCCUAUCAAACAUUUCCAAGAUGACAAGCAAACAAGAUUUGGUGCCUUUGAUACUGCUACUCAUGUUACUUUUGGGAAUUUUGUGAAGAAAAACUCGAAGCCGCCUGCAUCUCUUGCAGAGUUCCCUAUGAACACUAUGCCUCCUCCGAGAUUUCAGUUUCAAGAUUCGUCACGGCAGAACAAGGAUUUAGGAGAUUUAGGAAAAUUGGUGAAUUUUUCUCAAGUUCCUGUGCCUCCCUUGAAGGGUGACCUGGGAUCAUCAAAUGGGGGGAGAGAGUCUGGAAACUUGAUACAGGGAGAGGGAAGAGAUUGUUCGGGAAUGACAGUUGGUUCGAGCCAUUGUGGUAGCAAUCAAGUUCCUAAUCCAAAUGACCUGGAUUUGAGCCGAGUUUCAACAAGUGGUUUUGGAAAUGCUGGUUUAUCUGCUGGUUUCUCCAAGGAAGAUAAUAGAAAGAUGGUUGCACAAGGUGAGAGGGACAAAACUGAGACCAUGGAUCCAACUGCCACUUCAUCCUCAGGCGGUUCGGGAAGUAGUAUGGACAGAAGUAGAACAAUUGGACAAUCUACUGGAGGUAACGGCAACAAAAGAAAAGGCCGAGACGGAGAAGAAUCCGAGUGCCAAAGUGAGACUGCUGAACUCGAAUCUGCUGAGGGAAACAAGACAGCUCCACGAUCUGGAUCUUCUCGCAGGACCCGUGCUGCUGAAGUGCAUAACCUUUCAGAAAGGAGGAGAAGAGAAAGGAUAAAUGAAAAGAUGAAAGCACUGCAAGAACUCAUUCCACACUGUAAUAAGACUGACAAAGCUUCAAUGCUAGAUGAAGCUAUUGAAUAUUUGAAGUCACUUCAAUUACAACUACAGGUAAUGUGGAUGGGAAGUGGGAUGGCGCCCAUGAUGUUUCCCGGCGUUCAACAUUACAUGUCUCGAGUGGCUAUGGGCAUGGGUAUGGCCCAACCUUCAAUGCCUUCAAUUCACAACCCAAUGCAAUUACCUCGGGUCCCGAUUGUCGAUCAAUCAGUUUCAGUGGCUCCAACACCAAACCAACCUAUGAUGUGCCAACCGCAAAUGUUCAACCCGAUGAAUUAUCAAAAUCAGAUGCAGAAUCCCGCUUUGCAAGAGCAGUAUGCUCGUCUAAUGGGAUUCCAUCAUAUGCAACCUACCUCACAGCCCAUAAAUGUGUUCAGAUUUUGUCCCUCAGCAGUCUUGCAGAGUCAACCUGCAGCAGCACCUGGCCCUGCUAGUGGUCCUACUGCUGGAGGAUCUAUAACCAAUGAUAUUGUAAAUGGAAAUUUGGGUUGACAAGUGAAAUUAUCCAUGUUUAUCAGUUAGCUAAGGUUCCUUCUCGGUUUAUUGCGAAGCAUCAUUCCUCGAUAUGGUGGAAACCAUGAUUGUUGGUUCUUUGUGUAUAUCUGAUACAGAUUCUUGCCUCCUUGCCCUCCAAGUACACAGCUUAUAUGCUUUCCAACUUCAUUACCAUAUUACAUAAUAGUAAUGGAAGAAGCUUCAUUAAUCUGUAUAUUGUUGAGACAGCUAAAAACUCAAGAUUCAAAUCUUGCAAUUCAAGGUAUUUAACAAAAAAAUUUUGUCAAAGAACGCUUUACGAAAUAAGAUCAACUAGUUUGUUUCUGUCCAGCUUAA